UGUGAUUAUUGACGUUUGUAAUUUGUUUGACUCCGCGACCGACUCGGACAGUGAACAGUUUAGUGAAUAAUCUAACGAUCAGUCGCUUACUCUGUCGUGUUUAUGUUUUAAUUCGAACCAAGUUGUACAAAUCGGGCGAUGGAGUGGUCGAAAGACAGAACAUUGAAGUUGAUCGAACUGUUGCAAGUGAACGCAAGUCUUUGGAACCCGUCUUUAUGUGAGACGAGAAGAGACAAACAGAAGCGGCGCGAAGAAUUGCGAUUAAUAUCGGAUAUUUUAGGUAUAUCGGUGCCGGACGUUACGAAGAAGAUUCAACAUCUCCGGACACAGUACAACCGUGAAUCGGCGCGGGAAGUGCGCGCUUAUGUUGAAGACCCCAACGAUAGAUAUGUCAGCAAUUGGUACGCGUUCGAAUAUUUACACUUCUUGAAGGACUCCAGCAAACCGUACAGGGUUUUACAGUCGGAGGACAACUCAGAAAUUAGUGGUCAAUCAUCUCACUCGGACAAUGCAGUCAGUGACUGUAAGCUUGCCAGUCUGUCUCCACCUCACAAGAUCUCCAGAACAGAGCCAGCUGUGCCCGCAGUCAAGCCAGAAAUUGUCUAUCCCACAAUAUCCAGACCCAGAGAUGAGUUUUCUGUAUUUGGGGAAUACAUAGCUAAUGAGCUCCGCUCUUUAAAAGGAGAAAAAAACCUUUUGGUAGCAAAGAAGAAAAUACAGGAUGCCAUAUUUGAUGUAAAGAUGGGAAUGAUUGGGGAAACAAGGACUGAACAAGGACCAUUGUGUAGCAAGUUAUAUUCAACACCUGUAAUGACGACUGCGGCUCACAUUGAGCCCUUGUCAGCAUCCCAAACACCCUCUACAACAGGAAUCAGUGAGAUUAUCAUAAAUGGUGCGUGCCAUUACUCUAACUUCAAAGUUGACACUCAAUAGCAGUGUCAUCCACUUCCAGAUGAGGAAGUGGAUAAAAAUGAAGGAUAUACCAUAAGCAAUUAACACGUUCGUGGACAGAAUGAGAUUAAAGGUCAUCAUUCGAAAUUAAUGGGCAAGGUGUAUACACGUCCCACACAUACAUACCGCGCUCGGUUGUGUCAUGAUGUCUUGGGACAAUACGCUACGAUGGGACGCUAUGUACAUACACGUUGUAUAAUUUGUAUGGACAUUUACUGUGUCAUUUUGGUACACAAUCUAAAGUUGUAGUGUCCGCGAACGUGUUAAGCAAUAGCAAGCUGACUAAUGGACUUAUAAUGCAAUCCACAUAAUAUAAGUCCUCACAACUACUUGAAAGUGAAAAAACAGGCCUAAUAAAUAUGUAGAAAGAAAUUCCUCUUGGACAGCUAAUGGAUUUUAACUAUUGUAAUUUUAAGGAACUUAUGUAUACUUUAAGUUUAUGAUGAAAAUUGAACACAAGUCCUGUAAAUGACAAUUUAUUUAUUUUUUAUAUCUUGGCAAUAAGUUUAAAAGUAUCAUAUCAGAAUGAAAUCAUUUCUUUAUAUCACAUUUUACUUUAAUGUUGUGUAUUGUAUUAAUAUGUAAUUACAGCUAUUUUUUAAUUUACAACACAUAUGUAAUCAAUACUUUACAUUUGAAACAUACUUAAUGGGAUUAUUAAACUGCCAGUCUAGUCAAGGUAUAAUACAAUGUAUUGUAAUUUCUUUAAAUCAAUUUAAAAGCACUUUGGUUUAUUUUUUACCGUAUUAAGUAGUUCUUUUACAGUCUACUUUUGAAAAUGUAUUUAAAUGGUAUAUCAGUAUUGAAACGAUUGAUCUCAACGAAAAUAUUGUAUAUAGCUAAGAACUUAGAAUAUAAGCUAGCUCUACAUA
This is a messenger RNA of Helicoverpa zea (corn earworm), 1823 nucleotides long. RefSeq lists its product as uncharacterized. The record is from RefSeq and is a predicted model, not a curated record. The transcript has 2 exons. NCBI's taxonomy places the organism in Eukaryota, Metazoa, Arthropoda, Insecta, Lepidoptera, Noctuidae. The coding region runs from base 139 to 933 and encodes 264 amino acids.